Hemibagrus wyckioides is the source of this 829-nucleotide messenger RNA. Its product is annotated as transcription factor HES-5-like. The transcript is spliced from 2 exons. Gene Ontology annotation, biological process: regulation of neurogenesis; anterior/posterior pattern specification; regulation of transcription by RNA polymerase II. Lineage: Eukaryota; Metazoa; Chordata; Actinopteri; Siluriformes; Bagridae. Gene Ontology annotation, cellular component: nucleus. The record is from RefSeq and is a predicted model, not a curated record. The coding region runs from base 7 to 516 and encodes 169 amino acids. Gene Ontology annotation, molecular function: protein dimerization activity; RNA polymerase II cis-regulatory region sequence-specific DNA binding; DNA-binding transcription factor activity, RNA polymerase II-specific.
GUAGGGAUGUUUUGGCACGUGAACCAUGCACGCACGCACGCGACCGACACGCAACGCUGUAGAGCUGACGAAGUGAUGGCUCCUGGCACGCGCACACCCACUAAGGAGAAAAACGAGAAACCUAGAUUAAGGAAGCCCGCGGUGGAGAAAAUGCGCAGAGAUCGCAUCAACACCGGGAUCGAGCGCCUGAAACAGCUGCUUAAGGACGAACUGAAUCCCAAAUCCAAGCUGGAGAAAGCGGACAUUUUAGAAAAGGCGGUUGCUUACUUGAAAAACAUGAACAAGGCGGUGGCACGCGCGCCUCCCGAGCAGUUCUACGCUGACGGUUUCGCUCGCUGCUUGGAGGAGAGCGCGCGCUUCCUCACCAUGCACAGCCGAGUCGAAAUGGGCAAACACAUCAUGCUGAGCGGUCAGAGUCAUGCAAUACAUCCCAGAGCGACCGGAAGCAUCAGUGUGAGUGUGCAUGCUGUCAAGGAAACCCCUAAAUGCACUGGAGCAGUUUGGAGACCGUGGUGAUUCCCAACAACAACAACAACAACAACAAAGACAUUUAUUGAGCCAUGUCCAUGGUGUUCUUAUUGCAUAGAGUAUUACUGUGUAAAUGUGAACAGUAGCUGUUUUAGUGCAUAUAACUUCAUCUGUGUGAAGAUGAUAUUUCUUUACAAAUUGUAAAAUAAUAAGGUGAAAGGUGUGAAUGAGUCUAAGGGCUCUAAAUAGACACACGGCCCAAGAAUGGUCUCCUGCUCCUGAUAUGUGUUUGUAUUCCUGUGAAUAUUGUCUAUAGUUACAUUGAUUUUAUAUUGUUAUUUGAUCUAUCAUAUUGAUAGAA